UAUCAAAUUUUAUAUUUAUAUAAUUUGUAUAAAAAAAAUUAAAAAUAAAAUACUUUAAGAUAUUAUAUCUAAUUUCAAACCGUGAGUAGUUCUCUUUAUCAAAAUUAAAAGGUUGAAUGGUAGCGGGAGCAUAAAAUAUCUGAAGGGAAAGUUUAGGUACGUUUGACUUCUCUUUUUUUACCUCAUGGAAGUAAUAAGGUUGUCUUCCCACCCAAGCACGCAAAAGGCAUGGCGAUAAUGCUGACGUGUCCAUUAAGCCGGGUAUCCACGUGUCGAUUAACCGAUCGCCCACGUCACAAAGCGAACGGUGACCAAAUUCGGACGCGUCCCCGUCAAGGCUCCAGGGAGCCGUUGAGUCGGCGCUAAGUAAGAGAGAGAAACCAUCGCAAAAAAUUAAGCCAUGCGCUUUUAUUCUCCCUAUCUCUCUUUCCCUGCUUUUUCCUUUCCCUUUCUAUUUCUCUCUAAACUUUCGUCUUCACUCUUUCACGUCUCCUAUUCUCUCUCUAAAUCCAAUCCGACUCUCUCCUUAUUCUACUCCCGAUUUCCAUCUCGUCUAUUCUGAUUCUCUCUCUGAUCUCUUUUCUCUCUCAAGAUUUCCCCAAAUUUCUCUCUCUACCAGUCUAUACUCUUCUUUUCUCUUUCUACAUCGAUCCUUCUGUCGCUGCCGGUGCGGAGAUGGGCGCCGGCGUGGAGUUGUCGGAAUCAGGCGUGAUGGAGUGGUCGGAUAACGGUGGGGUUAAUGGAGUUGCCUUUGAAGUAUUUCAAGGCGGGUCGCCCUCGAACGUGCCGGAAAGAGUUAGACGGCGGCUCAUGGAGUCGCUGGGAAACAAGAGCAAGUGCUCUGUGAGCCUCGAAGAAAUUCAGGCCAAGCUUAGAGAAGCCGACCUCAGGCGCCAGCAAUUUCAUGAAUGGUUGUCGAACAAAGCGAAGCCAAAGCUGAGAAGCCCAACAUGGUCAGCACAGGAUGAAGUACUCGGCCAGCGUCUUGAAGCAAAGCUUUAUGCUGCUGAGCAAAAGAGGUUGGAAAUUUUGACUCAGGCUCAAAUGCGAUUGGCUAGGUUGGAUGAGCUACGCCAGGCUGCUAAAACUGGGGUACUUUGUCAGGAGAAAAGAUACAAAGAAAGAAUGCAAGCUACCAUUUCCCAGAAGAGGGCAGCUGCUGAGAAGAAGAGGUUGGGGUUGAUAGAAGCUGAGAAGAAAAGGGCCCAUGCAAUGGUAAUGCAAGCAAGGCGUGUUGCCAAAACUGUUUGUAACCAAAGAGAGAUUGAAAGGAGAAAGUUGAAAGAGAGGCUCGAAGAUCGGCUCCAAAGGGCCAGGAGACAGAGAGCAGAGUAUUUGAGACAGAGGGUUACUCCUCAUGGUUCUAGUCGUGUGAACCGCCUUGAUCUAUGCAAACACGGGGAUCACCUCUCUAGGAAAUUGGCAAGGUGCUGGAGACAGUUCCGAAGAGUGAGAAGGACAACUUUUGUCCUGGCCAAAGACUAUGAGGCUCUAGACAUCAAUGAACGAUCUGUGAAGUCUAUGCCAUUUGAGCAACUUGCUAUACGCAUAGAAUCUGCUACCACCCUUCAAACUGUGAAGGCAUUACUGGAACGCAUUGCGAGCCGGGUCACUCUUACAAGGUCCUCUCGAUCAAAUUUAGCGAACAUUGAUCAUUUGCUCAAGCGCUUGUCUUCUCCUAGUAGAAGAGGAAUGCCAAUUAGAUCUAGGUCAGCCAGGAUGACUUCUAGUAAAAAUUCUACCAAAGAUGUGAAGUCCCCAGAAAGAAGUCAAUUGUUAAGAUACCCUGUUAGAGUUGCUCUAUGUGCUUAUAUGAUAUUGGGUCAUCCUGAUGCGGUUUUCAGUGGUAAAGGGGAACGUGAGGUUGCACUUGCUGAAGCAGCUUCUAAAUUUGUUUGGGAGCUUGAGUUGUUGGUCAAGAUAAUGAUAGAUGGUCCACAGAGCAACCCAGGUCCUGAUAACAAAUGUGAAACCAAUGCAUCACCAAAUUUGGUGACGUUUCGGUCUCAGUUGAAGGCUUUUGAUGCGGCAUGGUGCUCUUAUCUCUACCACUUUGUGGUAUGGAAGGUUAAGGAUGCUCGAUCCUUAGAGGAGGACUUGGUUAGGGCUGCCUGCCAGCUUGAACUUUCAAUGAUGCAGACAUGCAAGAUGAAGACUGAAGGAGUGGCAGGCGACCUAACACAUGACAUGAAGGCCAUUCAGAAACAGGUGUCUGAAGACCAGAAACUUCUGCGAGAGAAAGUGCAUCAUUUGAGCGGUACUGAUGGUAUUGAGCGGAUGGAGUCCGCGCUUUCAGAUAUGCGAUACAGAUUCUUCGAAGGGAAUGAAAAUGGCAGCCCAUUGGCAUCACCUUUAAUUCAAGAUCCAUUUUCUUCCCCUGAUUCACUGGUUGGGUCUUCGCUAGCAUCCGCAGGAAGAAAAGAAGAAAUUCUGAGAAAGCCAAAGAGUCAUGUGGUUCGAUCCCUGUUCAAUAAGGUCAAAUCUCCCUCCUCAGAUGUAGAUGACCGAUCUGCGAGCACCACAGCUGAGAAAUUGACAAUUGAAAAUGAAAUACUUGUUAAUGAAAUUGUCCAUAGGAGGAGCCUGAUGAAGGCUGAUUGCUUUGACCUAGUUAACAAGGGCCCUCGUGGUGUCCAGGAUUCAAUCAAGGCCACAAUGGAAAAGGCCUUUUGGGAUGGGAUCACUGAUUCUUUGAAACAAGAUGACCCUGAUUACUCUUGGGUAAUUCAACUGGUUAAGGAGAUCAGGGAUGAACUCUGCACUAUGGUUCCUCAGAAUUGGAGACUACAGGUCACUGAAGCUAUUGAUGUGGAUAUCCUAACCCAGGUAUUGCGUUCUGUGAACCCAGAUAUUGAUUACCUUGGGAGGAUUUUGGAAUAUGCUUUAGGUACUUUACAGAAGCUUUCAGCUCCUGCCAAGGAGAAUGAUAUGAGAGCAGCCCACAACAAUUUGCUGAAUGAUUUGGCUGAGAUAGCUCGGGUUGAUGGCAAAUUGAAUAGCUCAUUUGCAAUUGCAACAAUCAAGGGCUUGCGCUUUGUUUUAGAGGAGAUACAGGCUCUAAAGCAAGAGAUAAGUGCAGCUCGAAUACAACUUCUCGAACCAUUGAUACAGGGUCCUGCUGGGUUGGAAUAUUUACAGAGAGCAUUUGCAGCUCGUUAUGGACUUCCCUCUGAUUCUGCAACCUCCCUACCUUUAACAGUUCAGUGGUAUUCUUCUGUAAAGCCAAUGGCUGAACAGGAAUGGAAAGAUCACAGUGCAUUGCUCUUGGCUUUCAGACAAACUAACUCAGAUCUUUCUUCGUCAAAUGGUCUCCCUGCCAAUGUUCUUAAAACGGGUGUCGGGGCUUCACGAAUAAACCAAUGGGCCCCAGGAUCACCUAUGGCAUCUUCUCCCAUAGGUCAUCAAACUGAAUGUAAGGGGGAAACGGUUGACGUGUUGGUCAGGCUGGGCUUGUUAAAAUUCGCAAACCAGCUUCAGGGGGUCAGUGAGGAGACUCUUCCAGAAACAUUGAAAUUGAAUUGUUUAAGGCUGAGGGGAGUUCAGAGUGAGAUCCAGAAAGCUAUUGUCGUUUCUACGAGCUUGUUGGUUCUUCGGCAAACCCUAACUCUGAAGAAGCCAACCUCUCAAAUGAAUAUAGAGGAGGUGGUUUGCAACGCAUGUAAGAGGCUCACCGAGCUCUUGAACAGUGAUGAUAAUGUGGGUGUAAUGGAGAUUGCAGAGCUUCUCAUGAGUGUUAACUCCAGUGAAGAAGGCGAGAGGCUUGCCAAAAAAGAGUUGAUGGCGCGCUUGUUGGCUAAGAGCUUACUCCCUGAUGAUCCUGUGUUUUCUAGGGUUUCUCAAGCAGUUUAUACUGCAUCAAGAGCACUCAUUCUUGUCGGUGGAGGUCCAUGUGGGGAAGCAAUGGCCGAAAUGGCCCUUAAGAGGAUUGGAGCUGGGCUCUUAGUCAAGCAAUUGGCCGAGAUUGUGGAGGUGCUUUCUGUUAUGUGUUCAGUUUCUCGAGGGGUUCAUGGUCCAUGGUAUUCUUGGAUUGCUCAAAAUGUGUAAAAAUAUGCUCUAAAUUGAUUAAUGGGUCAUGAAACAGAGAUGAAGAAGCUUUGUUUUAAUGUCCCAUUCGUCUAUUUAUAUUAUGUUUCAGUGUACAGGGAUGAAUUUAGUUCAUAGGGUGUUUCAUGGUGGAUUUUUUUUUCUUCUAAUGCAGAUGUACAGUGUGGGAUGAGGUUUAGAGUCAAAUUUAGAUGUGGAUCCUGUACAUAAAGACUGCAGGAACAUGGAACAUGAAAAUAUGAAUAAAAAUGCUAUUUGACUAA
Messenger RNA from Amborella trichopoda, 4307 nucleotides. RefSeq lists its product as uncharacterized. Lineage: Eukaryota; Viridiplantae; Streptophyta; Magnoliopsida; Amborellales; Amborellaceae. Gene Ontology annotation, biological process: signal transduction. The record is from RefSeq and is a predicted model, not a curated record.